GCGUCGUUGCUCGAAGCGUAAGGUUGGCCCAGACACAGGCUUAGGGAGAGAUUGGCAGUAACAACAAACAGAAACAUAAGCCGAAAACGAAGACAAAGCCGAAACAACAACAGCAGUGGCAGUUGACACUCUGGGAUACAGCUUCUCCGGCUGAGUUCACAAUUUGAGAUACAAAACGCGGACAGACAAACAACAGAGCGUUGGCAAAUCCAGCAUGGAAACCUAUUUGACCGAGAUCAAACAGUUGCGUAUACCACGCCCGAAAUUCGAGCCCAACAGCUGCCACCAGCAGCACCAACAUGCAACAGCAGCGGCGGCAGCGGGGGCAGCGGGAGUAACCGCGACAAUGACACCGCCGCCCCCUCAUCAUCAUCAUCAUCAUCAACAGUAUAAUCAUCAUCACCACGCCCAUCAUCAAUGGCGACACUUUGUGCGGCCCUUUACGCCUCCACGUGAUUAUCACUUGCCUAUUGUUGGUGCCGCCGUCUCCUGGUCGACAACGGAGGACAGUUCCACGCACGAUAAAAUGUAGGCGGCAGGGGGCGUGUGAGGGGGUGUUGUGCGGGUCUGCGGUCUGUUUGAGCUGAAUUGGUUUAAAUUGUAUUGCAUUGGCGUCAGCAAUGGCAACGACAUCGACAUCGACAACGACAACAACAUCGGAGGUGUAUAUCGUAUUGAUUACACUCAUUGGCUAUCUACACACACACAUAUACACAGUCGCACACACAAAAACACAUGCUACUUAAAUAUAUAUUAAUAUCAAGAGUUGAAAGCUCUAUUGCAUAAUUAAGUGCUUAAGUUUAGUGAUUAUUUUAGUUUUCUCAUACAUUAGAUACAAUAAAGAAUUAAAGCUGGUUUAGUGUUUUGUU
Messenger RNA from Drosophila innubila, 869 nucleotides. Its product is annotated as forkhead box protein B2. The record is from RefSeq and is a predicted model, not a curated record. The transcript has 2 exons. NCBI's taxonomy places the organism in Eukaryota, Metazoa, Arthropoda, Insecta, Diptera, Drosophilidae. The coding region runs from base 215 to 532 and encodes 105 amino acids.